Plutella xylostella (diamondback moth) is the source of this 3777-nucleotide messenger RNA. RefSeq names its product bromodomain-containing protein 140 (gene Br140). NCBI's taxonomy places the organism in Eukaryota, Metazoa, Arthropoda, Insecta, Lepidoptera, Plutellidae. Gene Ontology annotation, molecular function: protein binding. Gene Ontology annotation, biological process: regulation of transcription by RNA polymerase II. The record is from RefSeq and is a predicted model, not a curated record.
CCAAGCCAAAUGCCAAAAAACUCGAUUUUAUACUUCAUUCGAUUUCCAUUGUAUUGUUGAUAUUUUAUUACGAUUUGCCCAUUUACUUUACACUUUACUCAAUCCGGACAACUGUGCCAUGAUGUUGAGCUUUCUGUAAGCAGGCCCUUCAAAUAACGCCAAACCAUGGGCUUGGACUUCGACGUGCUGGAGUUUUGCAAGAAGCUGCGGCAAAACCGGCCACCGCCGUACCAGUGUCCUCUAGAGAAGUGUGACAAGGUGUACAAGAGUCUUUGCGGGCUGCAGUACCACUUGCAGAACUAUGACCACGACAACCCGACGCCGGCCACGCCGCAGGUCGCCCACAACCGGAAGAACCGGCGCUCUCGCCCCGCCGCCCCCACCGGCGACAUCGCGCUACAGAGCCCCCCUAAAGAGGCCCUAACCUUCGCGGAGGCGCAGAAAGUAGUCCAGUUCGAAAUAGACGGCAAAAUCAGUAGGAUCUCUAUCGAUCAGCCAUUGACCGUGAUGUCGUUGGAAGAGUGGCAGAAGAAGAAUUCUGAGUUGGAAAAGCCACUGCCGUUUGUGGAGCCGCCUCCUGAACCCCAUGUCAAGUUGCCGGAGGCUAGUUUCAAGCUAAUAGAAGAUUACAAUGAGAGAGUGAGUGAUGCCCCACCCCGUCCGAAUGCCUACAUCCGCUUCAUAGAGAAGUCAGCUGAAGAGCUGGAUGGAGAAGUAGAGUAUGAUGUGGAUGAGGAGGACACGGCGUGGCUUGGACUCAUCAACAAGCAGCGGACCAAGCAAGGCCUGCAACCGGUGUCGGUUGAUACCUUGGAGCUGCUUAUGGAUAGACUGGAGAAGGAAUCUUAUUUCCAGGCCACACAAAACGGGCAGCAGACGGCGGCCACGGUGGACGAGGAUGCAGUUUGCUGCAUCUGCAUGGACGGCGAGUGUCAGAACACUAAUGUCAUCCUGUUCUGUGACAUGUGCAACCUGGCUGUGCAUCAAGAUUGCUAUGGGGUCCCCUACAUCCCCGAAGGCCAGUGGCUCUGCCGGCGCUGCCUGCAGUCGCCUUCGCGGCUGGUGAGCUGCGUUCUCUGCCCCAACACCGGGGGAGCCUUCAAGCAGACGGACCAGGGCAGCUGGGCGCACGUCGUGUGUGCGCUGUGGAUACCGGAGGUGCGGUUCGCUAAUACGGUGUUUCUGGAGCCUAUUGACUCAAUGGAGAUGAUCCCCCCCGCGCGCUACAAGCUGCAGUGCAUGGUGUGCAAGCAGCGCGGCGCCGGCGCGUGCAUCCAGUGCCACAAGACGUCCUGCUACACCGCCUUCCACGUGACCUGCGCGCAGCAGGCCGGUCUAUACAUGAAGAUGGAGGCGGCGGGCGGCGGGCGCGACCCCAGCCAGCCCGUGCAGGUGGCCAAGAUGGCGUACUGUGAUGCGCAUACGCCCUCGCAUGUACUGCAGGAAAGAAAAGCUCUGGAAUCCGAGGGCGAUGUUAAGUCGGCAGACCUCUCCAUCAUCCGGCAAAAGGGCAGAGACAAAAUUAAACAGGCCCGUCGAGUGCUAGCCCUCAAACGCACGUGGUCGCCGGUGGUGCUGGUGCCCACGCUGCCCGCGCACCGCGUCGCCGAGAUCGCGCCACUCGCCGGCGACGGACCUGCGCCCGCUAAGGCCCAGCUGAUGAAGAGACUGCUGGCCUACUGGACUCUGAAGCGACACAGCCGCAACGGGGUGCCGCUGCUACGCCGGCUGCAGACUUCCUCAACCAGUCAUGGCACCCGAGGCAUUCAAGACGGCACUGUGAACGUGCGCGAACUCUGCAACCAGCUCAAGUACUGGCAGAGAAUACGACAGGACCUGGAGAGGGCACGUCUCCUAUGCGAGCUGGUGCGAAAACGCGAGCGGCUGAAGGCGGAGCACACGCGCGCGUGGGAGCGCUGCGUGACGCACGCGCUGCAGCCGGAGCGAGCCGCCUUGAGGAAGCUAUUGAGGCUGCUGAGGCAGAGGGAUGUCACUGACAUAUUUGGGGAGCCUGUGGAUGCUUCGCAGGUGCCAGACUACAGCACGAUAGUAAAAUCCCCGAUGGACCUGAGCACGAUGGCGGCGCGGCUCGAGCGCGGCGAGUACCGCAGCGUCGACGACGUGGAGGCCGACUUCCGGCUCAUGAUCGACAACUGCCUCGCGUACAACGACGCCUCCACCGUGUUCUACAAGGCAGCAGUGAAGAUGCGCAACGCCUGCGCUUGGAUAUUCCGAGCAGCGAGACGCGACCUGGCGGCGCUCGCGGGCGCCCCCCCCGCCAGCCCCGCCGAGCCCGACCACGCCGCCAGUCCGUCGGAGGUGAAGCGCUCGGAGAAUGUGGACCGCGGCGUGUCGGAGGCGCGCAGCGUGCGCCGCGCCCCCUCGCGAGCGGCUGUUGAACCCGCCGCCGCCGCUGACGAUGAUGAUGACGACAAGCCGAAGCGUUCAGAGUCCCCGGCUGCGGCCCCGGCGCGCGGGGCGUGGUGGCGGCGCGGGCGGGGGCGCGGGCGCGGGCGGCGGGGCAGACCCACCAGGCAGCUGAAGACGCCCAGCAUUGUGCGGGAUAAAGAAGAGACGGCCACGUCAGGGUCGGAAUGCGCGGCGCCCCCGCGCGCGUCGCGCAGUCUCGCCACGCCCGAAAAGUCGCCCAAGAAGACCGAGGCGAAGACUGGCGUUGGUCUACUCGGAGGUCUCAAGAAGCCGACGCUGCUGCUUUCGCCCACGCUCAGCACCACCUCCGCAACCAAGAGCUUCGGAGCUGACGCGAGUCUGCCGACCCUCUCAGCCAGCCUGGGCCGCGCUCCGUCGCCCAAGAAGAAGGGCCGAGGCCGCCCGCGCAAGCACGACAAGAAGGGGAAGGGGGAAGCUCUGUUCAGAUCUGCAGAAGACAAGUCCAUUUCGACGCCCGUGCCAGCCUCGUUCCUACAGUACCGAGGACCGCCUGGUGAAGUGGGCUCUGACAGUGAUCUAGCCUUGUCUAGGUCAAGUUCGAGCAGCACGCUGUGGUCGCAGUCGUGCUCGUCGUGCACGCACUACGACGACGCUGGCUCCGCGCACUCCACCGACCUCAGCUCCAGCGAACAAUCCAGUCUGAACGACACAGCAGACUCAAACGUGGAGGCGCGCGAGGAGCGGCGCGGGCGGCGGCGCCGGGACACCGACGCAGAGACGCCCACCACGCCCGUCAAGGGUCGCGGAACUCGCUCCUCCUCUUCCAAGACUCCGGUGAAGGCCUCCGCGCACCUGAAUGAAGACCUGGAGCCACUGCAACUAGUUUGGGCUAAAUGCAGAGGCUACCCGUGGUACCCGGCGUUAAUAAUCGACCCAAAAAUCCCCAAAGGCUUCAUCUACAACGGCGUGCCGCUCCCCGUGCCUCCUCAAGACGUGCUCAAUUUAAAAAAGAACCACUCGCACGAGCCGAUACUCUACUUGGUGCUCUUCUUCGACGUCAAAAGAACUUGGCAAUGGCUGCCCCCGGCCAAGCUGGAGCUCCUGGGCGUCAAUAAGAGCGUCGAUCAAGCGAAACUGAUAGAGUCUAAAAAGGCCACGGAGAGGAAAGCGGUGAAGAAGGCGUAUGGUGACGCGAUGCAGUUUAGGAAGCAAGUGGACGGCGAGGAAAAAUGACACAGGUUUCAAUACCGGUCGAGAAGACCGAGGAACAGAGCGUUCAGCUUUGGCAGCUUCUCCAUGAUGCACAUACAGACCCCGGAGACCACAGAGUCCAGCGACUAAUUGUGUGCCGACACAGGAGGGUUACUCUAUAUUGACGAAAAACGG